Messenger RNA from Lactuca sativa (garden lettuce), 441 nucleotides. Lineage: Eukaryota; Viridiplantae; Streptophyta; Magnoliopsida; Asterales; Asteraceae. The record is from RefSeq and is a predicted model, not a curated record.
AUGACAGAGGGAUCUUCUGUUAGUGCACAUAUACUCAAAAUGAAACCUUAUGUUGAGCAAAUUGCCUGCCUCAAAUUCGUAUUUGGGGAUGAGCUAGCGACCGAUGUGAUCCUAGCCUUAUUGCCUAAGUCAUUCAACCAAUUUGUGAUGAACUUCAAAAUGAAUGACUGGGAGAGGAGCAUUAAUGAGCUUUACAACAUGCUCAAAAAUGUUGAGGCAAAUAUCAAGAAGUUUGGGAACAAUCAAUUGUUGAUGAUCCGUGAAGGAAAAAUCUCCAAGAAGAAAACUGGUAAUAAUAUUGGUAAGGGGAAAGGCAAAGCUGCCAAGAAAGGCAAGGGAAAGGGAAAGGGUAAAGGGAAGCCUCCUUCCAUUAACCCAAUUCCUAAACCCAAAGCUGCUGCUAACGCUAAUUGCUUCCACUACAAUGAAAAGGCACACUGA